AUGGACGAUGAUGUGAGCUCGCUGUUGGUUGACCGGAUGCGGGACGCCACAGGCUCUGCGCCGCGCAGUGGAGGAGAGGACAUCGCGGCCCGCAAGCAAGAGCUGCAGCUGAGACAACAGGUGCAGAUGGUCCAGGAUACGCUACAGACCAACGCUUUCACACCUGUGGUGGUCUCGGACACGGUGGUGGAGGGUGGAUCGCACAUCCGGCCCGGCGUGCUGCAGGUGUACCUGGACAAGACAGUGUACAGGGCUUCUAACAUGAACCAGCUGCUCCAGCAGGCCGAUACGUUUCACCGCCUGCUGACCGCGCACUCGCUUGCGGAUGCUGCAGAGCAGACGCUGGAUGCUCGCGGCGUGCACCGGGCCGCGCUCAGCUCGACGCAGAUCCCAAGCCAUUUCCACAGCAAUGAUGCGCCAUACGAGCUGAGCGUGCUGGACGUUAUCCACCGCGUGGCCCUCAAGCCCGUCAGCAGGUUCCGCGCGAAAACGGGCACCAACGUCGGCAACGGCGAGGGCGACGGGUACCUACAGUUCCAGUGGCGGAAUAUACUUGGCGGCGGAGAGAGGCUGACAUUGGAUGCAACGAAGGGCACGAAAACGCACUCAUCGUACCUCCUGAACUUCAAUGCGCCGGUGUCCACUUGGUGGCUCGGGGACCUGAGCCUGUUCAAAAAUGCGACCCAAUUGGGCGGACUAGAGCUGUUCUCGCUCGGCACGCGCGCCUCGUUGCGCAGCUGCUUCUUCGGCCUCCGGAGCUGGAACCACGAGCUGCACGCAGAGCAGCUUUGGUGUACCACCGGCUGCAUCAACGGCCUGGCAUCUGACGCAUCACUGUUGCAGUGUGGAGACGACGUCAAGACCUCGCUGUCCUACGUGCUAAGCUCAGACACCCGGGACAGCGCCGUCUUCGCGUCGACUGGCCGUCUGCUGAGAUGGGCGAGCGAAUUGGCGCUUGGGUCCUACGCAAAGACGCAGGUCCAACUGUCCGAUGCAGUGUCCUGGGGGGCGGGCGACUUCUUAACCCUUUCUACGACGCUCAAGGCCGGGUACAUCAAGAACCUGCAGCCGGGGCUGAGGCCGAUCCACAUCCGCGAUAAGUUCCACUGCGGCGGCGCCAACGACGUGCGCGGCUUCCAGUUGAUGGGCCUGGGGCCCAAGGACGCGCAGGACUCUCUCGGCGGCGAUGCCUUCCUGACGUACGGCCUCAGCCUGUUCUCGCGUCUGCCCGUGCAGCGGUGGGCCGGCUCGGACUUCCGUCUGCACUGGUUCCUCAACGGUGGCCGGCUGCUCAGCCAUAACGGCGCAAGCCUCCUGGACGUCGGCACCACGCUGCUGGAGGAACACUCGAUCUCGUGCGGGACGGGCCUGCUCUUCCAGCACCCCGUCGCGCGCUUCGAGCUGAACUUCACGCUGCCGCUGGCGACGCAUUCGUCGGACACCGCUCGCAAAGGAUUCCAGUACGGGAUCGGUGUAUCGUUCCUGUGA
This is a messenger RNA of Eremothecium gossypii ATCC 10895, 1488 nucleotides long. RefSeq names its product SAM complex subunit SAM50 (gene SAM50). The transcript has a single exon. The coding region runs from base 1 to 1488 and encodes 495 amino acids. Gene Ontology annotation, cellular component: SAM complex; outer membrane. Gene Ontology annotation, biological process: protein insertion into mitochondrial outer membrane. The record is from RefSeq and is marked provisional. NCBI's taxonomy places the organism in Eukaryota, Fungi, Ascomycota, Saccharomycetes, Saccharomycetales, Saccharomycetaceae.